AAAAAAUUGGACAUUCUGUAAGGCUGUAACGAAUUGUCUCAAUUUCUCCUGCUCCUCUUCUCAGUGAUGGCGGCUGUAUCAUCACACUUUGCACCACUGAAGAAUCUAAAAUCGCUUAACGAUUCAGUUGCUAACAUUACUGUAUGUUCUUCAAAGGAAUUAAGGUUUCCAUCAUCCAAAAAUGUACGUCCCAUUUCGAAUCCCAUGACCCACCAGCUUCGGAGUCUGGUCGUUUACUCGAGCACUGCCGACAACAAUGUUGACGAUAGACCCAGUUUCCUUGUCACUGAUCCACCUCUCUCACCUACUAGAUCCAAGGUGAGAAGGCAUACGAUAUCGGUUUUUGUGGGUGAUGAAAGUGGAAUGAUAAAUCGGAUUGCUGGAGUAUUUGCAAGGAGGGGAUAUAAUAUUGAGUCCCUAGCUGUGGGUUUGAACAAGGAUAAGGCCCUCUUUACUAUUGUUGUGUCUGGAACAGAAAGUGUCUUGCAACAAGUAAUGAAACAGCUGCAGAAGCUUGUGAAUGUUUGGAAGGUUGAAGAUAUAUCAAAUGAGCCACAUGUAGAGCGUGAAUUGAUGCUCAUAAAGAUCAAUGCUGACCCCAACUUCAGGGCUGAGGUUAUGAGGCUUGUGGACAUAUUCAGAGGGAGGAUUGUGGAUAUCUCAGAAGAUUCAUUAACCAUUGAGGUUACUGGAGAUCCGGGCAAGAUGGUUGCUGUUCAAAGGAACUUAAGUAAAUUUGGGAUUAGAGAAAUUGCAAGAACUGGAAAGAUUGGCUUGAGAAGAGAAAGGAUGGGGGAGUCUGCACCAUUUUGGCGAUUCUCAGCUGCUUCAUAUCCGGACCUAGAAGUAACAACUCCGGAUCAGAACUUUAGUGGCAUUAGAAAUUCAGCUAAUGGGGAGUCCAAUACAUCAGUUGAAGGUGAUGUUUAUCCUGUGGAACCAGCUGACAGCUUCUCGUUUAAUCAAGUUCUUGAUGCUCACUGGGGAGUACUCACUAACGAAGAUAAAGCUGGUCUUAGUUCUCACACUUUAUCGAUGCUCGUGAAUGAUGCUCCUGGAGUCCUCAAUAUCUUGACUGGUGUUUUUGCUAGAAGGGGUUAUAACAUUCAGAGUUUGGCAGUUGGUCAUGCAGAAAUCGAGGGAAUUUCUCGCAUCACAACAGUUGUUCCCGGCACAGAAGAAUCCAUUGGCAAGUUGGUGCAACAACUUAACAAGUUGGUAGACCUUCACGAGGUUCGAGAUAUUACACAUGUGCCUUUUGCUGAACGAGAGCUGAUGCUGAUAAAGAUUGCUGCAAAUGCUGCUGCAAGGCGCAGUGUUCUCGACAUUGCUAGCAUUUUUAGAGCCAAAGCUGUUGAUGUUUCUGAUCAUACUGUAACACUGGAGCUUACUGGCGAUUUAGACAAGAUGGUUGCUUUACAGAGAUUACUGGAGCCAUAUGGCAUUUGCGAGGUGGCGCGUACAGGACGUGUGGCUCUAAUACGUGAAUCUGGCGUUGAUUCCAAGUACCUACGCGGAUACUCUUUCCCACUGUAAGUACGAGAUUUGGAGGCAGUUGUGUGUUUGAGUGAAGAAGAGAUGUUUUUUGAAUUGCGAAUAUCUAGGGUAAGUAAUUGUGUACUAGGAUUUGAGAAAAACACGACUUAGUAACAAAAAGAUAAUUUAUCGUCUUCUAUUUUCAAAUAUGAUGACAUCUUGGAUAAACAUGAUAUCUGAUGAGAAAAAGUAUUUCCAAAUUCAGUUUUAUUUCUUUUCCGGCAGCAUUAAGGGGAAAGUCGGUUUUCAAGACAAACCCUAGUUAAGAAUGUGUCGAUUAUUUAUAGAAAUGUAUUGCAAUAAUUCAACCAUAAAAGAAUCUUAGUCAUUUUUUUUAUAGGUUCACAAAUUAGAAGCAAAGUUGGGUAGCUUUCAGCUUUCUUAUCCAAUCUCUCAUUUCUACUUCACAUAAAGGGAACAAGAAAUCAAUGGAAUAAAAUAAUAGCAGGCAUAACUGCUGGCUGUUGAGCC
Messenger RNA from Impatiens glandulifera, 2007 nucleotides. RefSeq names its product acetolactate synthase small subunit 1, chloroplastic-like. Gene Ontology annotation, molecular function: acetolactate synthase regulator activity; acetolactate synthase activity. Gene Ontology annotation, biological process: L-valine biosynthetic process. The transcript is spliced from 12 exons. Lineage: Eukaryota; Viridiplantae; Streptophyta; Magnoliopsida; Ericales; Balsaminaceae. Gene Ontology annotation, cellular component: cytosol. The record is from RefSeq and is a predicted model, not a curated record. The coding region runs from base 67 to 1536 and encodes 489 amino acids.